Pundamilia nyererei is the source of this 2563-nucleotide messenger RNA. RefSeq lists its product as uncharacterized. Gene Ontology annotation, molecular function: GTP binding. The transcript is spliced from 3 exons. Lineage: Eukaryota; Metazoa; Chordata; Actinopteri; Cichliformes; Cichlidae. The record is from RefSeq and is a predicted model, not a curated record. Bases 8 to 2563 code for a protein of 851 amino acids.
CACAGACAUGCCAAACCCACUCGACAUAAUCACUGCUCUCUUUCUGUGUUCUGAUGGUUUUGUACAGCAGGAAAUGGCACUAAAAAUGUCCAUGUGUCAGUUCUCUGUUCCUCUGCUGCUUCCCAAUUGUGACACCAAUCAGUGCACACUCAUGCUGUGGGCCAUGAGAGACAUUGUUAAAAAGUACAGAGCUCAGUCUCUGUCAGAGUCUAAGGGCUUCAUUGAAGACAGAAUCGUUCUCUCUGAACUACCAAUGAUCUCUUUUGUCAGACUGGGUGAGUGCUCCUCGUCCAAGUCAGAGAUUCUCAAUAAACUUCUGAGCAAUUCUCAGCAGUACCAUGACACCUUUGUUCACCGCAACAUGGAGUGUGGUGACAGUCCACGAGCAAUAUCCAACGGACUGACUGAAAUUACUUGGUAUCUUCCUGGUGGAAACACAAACAUUGAUAUUUUCAGUCAGCCAGUGGCUGUAGCUAACCUUCGUGGGGACAUUGCAUCUUUUGAAACACAAUACUCCUUUCUGUGCCAGACAUCUGUAGCAGUUUUUGUGUUCUUCGGCGAUUUGGAUGAGUCUGAGAGCAGUCUACUCACUAACAUAAACCAAAAGACACAGAUCUUCUUGGUUGGCAAUGGUGAAAGUAAUAACGAGGUUUUAAGAACAGUAGCAAACAAAUUGGGCUUGAGUAACAACAACAUCAUAACUAAGAAGAAACAGAAAAAUGAUGCAGAUUUUGUACAAACUUUGAGAAAAAAAGUCAGAGAUGUGGUGAAGAACUCACAGAUUAAGAUGACAAUAGAGCAGAUGGCAGACAUUGCCUAUAAACUGGGAAUCCUGGUUGAUGAAGACUCUCCAGAGUGUCAGACUGCAAAGACAAAUGCAGAAGCCAUCACUGCUGAAAUUCAAGAUAUCCAUAUAUUCAAAGAAGAUCAGCUUCCACGGCAAGAUUACAUAAUGGCUGCACAAAAACUGGCUGACAGCAUCAUAGAUGUUUGCACUCAGUUUGUGAGAGAAAAAGUGAGAAGGAAAAAAAUGUACUGUGACACAUACAUCAAGGAGAUCCUACACAUCACUGAUGAGAACCUUGAGAAAAACCAAGAGGUCAAGGGAGACAUUAUGUUUGAAGUUUUUCUAAAACAGCACGUCUGUGGAAUUGCAGCCAUAGAGUUUAAGAAAGUGUAUGAAGAAAAUGAUCCCUACAGAUGUUUGAUUAAGAACAAGGACAGGUUUUGUGAUGAUUUCAAACAUGUGGUUAAUAAAGAAGACCAAUGUCAGAAGAAAGCAGAAGAAUUCACCAACCAGUGCUUGAAGCCUGCUGUUGAAGACUUUAUCAAUCAGUCCCUGGGUCCUAAAAUCAUUGAUGAAAUGCUGACACGUGAGCAGUUCAGCACACGAAUGUCCUUCCAGUGUUCAAUUUUACUGGAUCUGCUUUCGAAGGAGGAUUUUAAAAACUACCAGAGAUAUAUUUUCUCAUAUCAGGAUUAUGUUAAGACAUGGCUACUCAACCAAAUACUGGAGCACUUCUCAACUGUGUCAACAAUAUCUGCGUUUGAGGACCAACAACUCCAGUCAUGUAUCAAAAGCAUAAAAGAUGCCAUCAACAAGACAAACACAGGAAAGAGUGAUAAUGUGAAGAUAUUUGUUGAAGAUAUUUGUAAAGAACUUGGUGAUAAACUGGUAAUUUCCAAAGAUGCUCUUGGUGCUUUCAUGUUUUUGAACAAUGCUGACAAGAAACAGUUUGCUGACUGGCUCACAGUGUCUGUGAAUGAGAUGGAACAAGUUCUGAGAAAAGAGUUUCAGACACUGAACGUUGAAGUGAAACUACAGCAGCUCCAUGUGCAGCCUGAGAAUGAGCUUUUCAACAAACUGUCCAACAUCCCUCUCAGAUGGGUGAGUGAUGUUCUCUCUCAGCUCAGUGACUUGGUGUCUCCAAACAGAAAGAUCCUGGUAGUCACAGUUCUUGGAGUUCAGAGCACAGGAAAGUCCACUCUCCUUAACACCAUGUUUGGAGUGCAGUUUGCAGUCAGCAGUGGUCGAUGUACUCGCGGUGCCUUUAUGUUGCUCAUCAAAAUCAAUGAAGACAUGAAAAAAGUCCUAAACUGUAACUUCAUGCUGAUCAUUGACACUGAGGGCUUAAAGUCACCAGAACUUGCACAACUAGACAACAGCUUUGAGCACGACAAUGAGCUUGCUACACUUGUUGUGGGACUGAGUGAUGUCACCAUUGUUAAUAUUGCAAUGGAGAAUUCAACUGAAAUGAAGGACAUCUUACAAAUAGUUGUGCAUGCUUUUUUCAGGAGGAAGGAGGUGGGCAAAAAGCCUAAAUGUGUGUUUGUUCACCAGAAUGUGUCCGAUGUUUCAGCCCGUGAGAAGAACUUACGAGACAGGAAACUGCUCCUGGAACAGUUAAAUGAGAUGACCCAGGCAGCAGCCAAAAUGGAAAAGAUUUUCAACAUUCAAGAUUACAAAAUGGCUGCACAACAACUGGCUGACAGCAUCAUUGAUGCUUUCAAUCAAUUUGUGAGAGAAAAAGUGAGAAGGAAAAAAAUGUACAGUGACACGUAG